This is a messenger RNA of Colletotrichum karsti, 1353 nucleotides long. RefSeq names its product protein phosphatase 2C. Bases 1 to 1353 code for a protein of 450 amino acids. Gene Ontology annotation, biological process: protein dephosphorylation. Gene Ontology annotation, molecular function: protein serine/threonine phosphatase activity; cation binding. Lineage: Eukaryota; Fungi; Ascomycota; Sordariomycetes; Glomerellales; Glomerellaceae. The record is from RefSeq and is a predicted model, not a curated record. The transcript is spliced from 7 exons.
AUGGGUCAAACUCUCUCAGAGCCCGUUGUCGAGAAGACCUCGGCCAAGGGCGAAGAUGAACGUCUCCUCUACGGCGUGUCCGCCAUGCAGGGCUGGCGCAUAAGCAUGGAGGAUUCACACACCACCGUCCUCGACCUCCUUGCCCCCGGAAGCGACGAAGCCAAGAAGCAUGACUCCAAGCUCUCCUUCUUUGGAGUCUUUGACGGACAUGGCGGUGACAAAGUGGCCUUAUUUGCUGGCGAGCACAUUCACGAGAUCAUCACAAAGCAGGAGACCUUCAAAAAGGGAAAUUACGAGCAGGCACUCAAGGACGGCUUUCUCGCAACUGACCGCGCCAUUCUCAACGAUCCCAAGUACGAGGAGGAGGUCUCUGGCUGCACUGCCUGCGUUGGCCUGAUCUCUGAUAACAAGAUCUACGUCGCAAACGCCGGCGAUUCGAGAAGUGUCCUUGGUAUCAAGGGACGAGCUAAGCCCUUGUCCCAGGACCACAAGCCUCAGCUCGAAGCCGAGAAGUCGCGUAUCACCGCCGCCGGUGGAUUCGUCGACUUUGGCCGUGUCAACGGCAACCUUGCUUUGUCGCGAGCCAUUGGCGAUUUCGAGUUCAAGAAGAGCGCAGAGCUGUCCCCCGAGGCGCAGAUCGUUACGGCCUUCCCCGACGUCGAGGUCCACGACAUUUCCGACGAUGACGAGUUCCUGGUCAUUGCUUGUGACGGUAUCUGGGACUGUCAGUCUUCUCAGGCGGUCGUCGAGUUCGUUCGACGUGGCAUCGCGGCCAAGCAGGACCUGGACAAGAUCUGCGAGAACAUGAUGGACAACUGCUUGGCCUCUAACUCGGAGACUGGUGGCGUCGGUUGCGACAACAUGACCAUGGUCAUUAUUGGCCUUCUGCGCGGCAAGUCCAAGGAGGAGUGGUACGAGGAGAUUGCCAAGCGGGUUGCUGCCGGUGAUGGACCCUGCGCCCCUCCCGAAUACGCUGAAUUCCGUGGCCCUGGAGUUCACCACAACUUCGAUGAUAGCGACAGCGGUUAUGACGUGGACCUGGAGAACAAGGGCAAGCCCUUCGGCAUCGGUGGCUACAAGGGCCGCAUCAUUUUCCUCGGCGACGGCACCGAGGUCUUGACCGACACCGACGACACGGAGAUGUUCGACAACGCGGACGAGGACAAGGACCUCGCGAGCCAGGUUUCCAAGGCCACCUCGGCCACGAGCAAGGAUGGUGAUGCGGAGGACUCAACCAAGAAGCCCGAGGAGGAGAGCAAGACAGGCGCGGACAAGCCCAAGGAGGAGUCAAAGCCGGCCACCGCAACCUCUGAGUCGACGGAACCGCAGAAGGCCGAGGGCACGGACAAGUGA